Messenger RNA from Aspergillus homomorphus CBS 101889, 717 nucleotides. RefSeq lists its product as uncharacterized. The coding region runs from base 1 to 717 and encodes 238 amino acids. The record is from RefSeq and is a predicted model, not a curated record. The transcript has 2 exons. NCBI's taxonomy places the organism in Eukaryota, Fungi, Ascomycota, Eurotiomycetes, Eurotiales, Aspergillaceae.
AUGUUGACAGAUACCGAGCGGCAACUAGCCACAGAACGGCAGCUAAAAUACCAAGGUACAGCCAAAAUCAAUCUCACCGAAAUCUCUCUCCACCCAUCGGUUGAUCGGACGAUCGAUGAAAAGAACGUGGAGCGACUGUGUCAUAUAUUUCUUAAGGAUGGAUGUCAGCGACUAGAUAUCCGAAACCACGUCACCGCAAUAGUCUCAAGGCGACACCUCACGAGAGCCUGCCACGACGCAGGACUAACCCCUGAAGAGUUGAAAUCUCAUCAACGACAGUACCCCCACCUCCGUUUCUCUGGACACCCUGUACAGUGCCUCCAUGGGCAACACAGACUCAAGGCUGGCGAGGAAACUCUAGCCCCCUCAGACCACCAGGACCUACAGCAUGCUCUCGUGGACGAAUACGCGAAUGAAAGACACCCGACCGACGGAGAAGUGUACCGAAAAAUCCGACAGUAUCAGCAUGAGAGCAAUGCCCUCUUUCAAAACCGCUGGUGGUCGCGGCUAUCACCGAACAAAGCCAAGCGGCUACGACAGCUCUUUUCCCAAGAAAAUACCUUCAUUUGUGCAGGCUUCGACGCAUUACUGCCCAUCUCCGGGCUCUGGAAGGGAAUGAGCUUGGGCUCCUUGAAUAGCGUAUUCGCGCUGAAGUGCGAUGAAGUUCGUCUCUCCUCACAGCUAGCUCUAACUGUGUCUGCUUACCGCUCUUACUAG